AUGUACCUUCGACAACCUAUCCAUGGAUUUCACCAACUGCAGGCCAUUGCAGACUUCCCACUUGACCAAUGGACCAUUGAUACUUUGACCUUGACCGUGAUCCUCACUGGUUUACUCUACCUAUCUGGUAGCCCAAAAAGAAUGAUGCUUCUUUAUGGAUACUCCCUGGCACCGGUUGUCAGAAAACUUGCCCUGGACUCCCUUCACCCAAACCUGGUGUGA
This is a messenger RNA of Penicillium verhagenii, 222 nucleotides long. RefSeq lists its product as uncharacterized. The record is from RefSeq and is a predicted model, not a curated record. Lineage: Eukaryota; Fungi; Ascomycota; Eurotiomycetes; Eurotiales; Aspergillaceae. The transcript has 2 exons. Bases 1 to 222 code for a protein of 73 amino acids.